AUGGAGGAUCGAAAUAAAUUGCAAUCAGAAUGGAAAAGACCAGACGAAGUAAUGCAGUUGCAUCGUUUAAAAAUGAAGAAGCGUGCCCUACAAGCACGUAUAAACAAUACACGCAUUAAUAAGAAAAAUUUAGAAUCAGAGCCUACACAAAAAUCCAAUAAUCAAAAUAUUGUGUCCAAUCAUUGUGUAGGUCAAAAGCGAAAGAAUCCUUUCAUUAAAGAUGAAACAGAUAAAAAGUUUAAUAUAACACCUCCAGACAUAGAAGCUAGUAAUGAUAAUACACUAUUUGAAUUAUUAAAAAUAAAAGUCCCAAAAGUGAGUGAAACAGAAAACUCAAUAAAUGAUUGUUCUUUAACAUUUAGCAAUGCAUUUUUACAAUUGGAAGCAAGUAAGAAUAUUUUGGAUUUAGAAAUACCGAAAGGUGAAAAAUAUAUUCCAAUAGAUUGGACUUUAAAAACUAAAAUGAGAUUUAUGUCUCCAAAACCAUUUCCUUGGAAUUGUAAAUUGAAAACUAGCGAAGAAGCUUCUGGUACUACUGGUUUCGUAAGAUGUUUGGAUAUUAGUGAACAACAUUCAACUUUAGAUACUAGUCCAAAUGCAAGGUUACACCAAUGCUGUUUAAUAUGGCAGCACCCUUCAUUACCAUGGUUGGAGUUAUUUCCUCGUUCUACUGGGAAAGUAAGUGCAAAUUUAACAAGUAAUUCUAUGAUAGUAAACAACAUGCUCAUUAAAGAAGCUUUAUACAAAGAAUGGAGUGAAAGCUUUAGGUCACUUUUUCAUUUAUUGAGAGCACGACAAUGUCCAUAUUUUUAUGUUUGUGCGACCAAUUUUACUGUAUUAUUCCGCGCUGCUGGAAUUUGUGGAAUUUCUGAAGCUCAUGCACUUUUGACACCUACAACACGUGGCUUUCGACAGUCUUUAAAACAGGAAGAAAUUGAAUAUACAAUGCCUUUGAGAAAAGAUUGUAAACGGCAAUCAGAUGUAACUGAUUCAGGAUGUGAUACAGCAGAUUCAGCUACAUCAUUGAGCUAUACAGAGAAUCAAAAUCUUGAUGAUGAGGAAGAUGAAACACAAGAUGAAUGGCUACAGAGCUUAGGAGUUGAAAAUUCUGAAAUUCGUAAAAUUAAUAAUUCUCAAGCAAGAAUGACAUUAGAAAAAGAAACUGAACUGGACAAUAUGAAACAAUCCUUGAUUUUUGUAAAAGGUGUAGAGUCACAAGCUUUAUUUAACUUUUUAAUUAAUUGUAAAUCUGCUAUUACAACAACUGGUCCUUUAGCAGGAGUACCUCCAACUCUUUUAUCACCAGUAGCUUUUCACGGCGCAACAUUAAAGCCAAUUAGGGUUAAAGAAAGCAUAGUUCGUGUUGACAGUGAAAAAUAUUUUUCUCUGGAAUUAAAAGGACCCCUCCUACCACAUGUCUUACCUUCACUCUGUUCUUUAAUGAAAUCUAGUCAGUUAGAACAAUAUUCUGCAAGUUGUGCACGGUUACACUCAACAACUUCAUUUUCAGCAAUGAAAAAUAAUUUUGAACAAAUGGAAUUAGGAAAUAUACCAAAAAUUCCAGAAAAUGUUUUUGGUAAAGAGAAUUUGAGCGAUUGUGGAUUCAGUAGCGAGUUAUUAAAGGAUUUUUGUAGUCCUAACCCAACAAAUAUUCAAAUUAUAGAAAAUAUUAAAUUUUCAAAUAAUUCGUAUACAUGGUCUUGACAAAUAAUUGUAAUAAUGUAGGAGAUUAUAGCAAAGUUUUAAUUGAUUAUAUUUAUUAAUUAGUUUGAAGAAAAGAAUUUAGAUAUUAGGAUAAUAUGAUUUAUUCUCAAAACUAAUCAUCAAUGAAAUCAAUUAAUCGAAGUUAUUUGGAGAUUUAAAAUUCAUUGGGCCAGUGAACAUCAAAUUAAAAUAUUAAAUAUAAGGAUCAUCCGAUGUUAACAUAAUAUUAAUUAGGACAGUAAUAAUUAUUACCAUUGCUAUUGAAAUCUAUACAUUGACUACAAUAAUGAUUAAAUGUAUAACAGAUCAUUUACAAAACUGGCACUAUAUUAAAAUCAGUAGAAUAACCAUAAUUUGUGAAAAUUUUUUAAUGAAACAGUUAUUUUACUGUGUAAUAAAUAUUUAACAAUAAAUGAUAAUCGUUUAUUCGAUCUGUUUUAAAACAAAGUCGCUAUAAAAUUUAAAUACUUUAAAACUAUAUUCUAUCUUACCGUUGUUUCAAUCUAAUUAUAUUUGUUAAUUAAUUACAGUAGAUGCACUGUAGAUGCACUGUAGAUGCACAGAAGAUGCAAGUUAGUUUUUAUAUAAAACAUGUGCAGAAAAUAAUAAUUAAUAAACUAUUAUAACU
Molecule: messenger RNA, 2332 nt
Organism: Bombus impatiens (common eastern bumble bee)
Lineage: Eukaryota; Metazoa; Arthropoda; Insecta; Hymenoptera; Apidae
Gene: hd
Product: protein downstream neighbor of son homolog
Exons: 6
Coding region: 1-1704 (567 amino acids)
Biological process (GO): nuclear DNA replication
Cellular component (GO): nucleus
Source: RefSeq, a predicted model, not a curated record